Molecule: messenger RNA, 2815 nt
Organism: Candoia aspera
Lineage: Eukaryota; Metazoa; Chordata; Lepidosauria; Squamata; Candoiidae
Gene: CCDC91
Product: coiled-coil domain containing 91
Exons: 12
Coding region: 282-1589 (435 amino acids)
Biological process (GO): Golgi to lysosome transport
Cellular component (GO): trans-Golgi network
Source: RefSeq, a predicted model, not a curated record
UUUUGUUUUUUUUUAAUAUAGCUUUAUUAAGUACCUGGAUAAAAAAAUAGUAAGAAGGCAAUGUUCAUAGGAUGUAGCCUGUCCCUCUGUUUGCCCCAAUUAUUCUGUGCUUCAUUAGUAAUUGUAUUGUUACUAUUUUAAAUCUAGGUUUUGAAGGCAGCUAUAAUAGACCAGUCCAAGUAAAUUUCUUGUAAAUUUCUAAUAUAUAGAAGAAAAUAAUUUAUGAGCGGGAAGGAGACAUAAAUUCUUAUUUUAUGUUGUUCUCUAGGUAUUCCUGAAAAAUGGAUGAUGAUUACUUUGGAGGAUUUGAGGCAGCAGAAAUUUUUUUUAAAGAUGGAAACGGUGAACCCCAGACAACGUCUCCCGCUAUUCCUUGGGCAGCAUUUUCCACAGUGCCUGAAAUUCUUGCAUCGCCAACUAUUUCUGCUGAGCUGCUCCCGAAACAGGCUUUAGCCUCCUUCGUUUCUUCAGGGGCUGAUGUACCAGUAGACGCUCAACUGCCACCCAAUACUUUAAGUGCAGCUGAUGUUAAAGAGCAGGUUCCCUUAUCAAUCGAUCCUCCUUUGACUGAAGAGCUGGGGGCAGCAUCUGCUGAUUAUGACGAAGCCGAUAUAAAACCGAGAGUAAAUGAGUCUGAAAAGCACCUUCAGCAAACCCCUUCAGCUCUGGAAAGUAAACUUAAAACAGCAGAUGAAGAAAAAGAGAGAAUAAAAAAGGAAUUAGAAGAUUUUUUGGAAAAGUACAGGUCUUUGGAAACCGAUUUCCUGAAAGAAAAGGAGGAUAAAUUAAUUUCACAUCAGGAUAUAUACAACAAGCUCCAGGAGAAACAUAAGCUUGAGCUGGAAGAUUUAAGAAAAGCUGGACAUGAGGCCCUGUCUAUUAUUGUGGAGGAAUUCAAGGCCCUCCUGAAGGCUGUGGUCCAGGAGCAGGAAGGGGCCUUGGAGAAGCAGCAUGUCUCUGCGGUGGAGAAACAGGCUCGGAAGUGUGAAGAGCUGCUCGAUGCUCAGCAUCAAAGGAUGCUUGAUAUGUUGGAAAAAGAGCAGAAAAUCUUAGAAGAAAAAACAAAAGAAUCCUUGUUGCAGCAAUUGCAGGAAUAUAAGGAAAUGUUGGAAAACUGUAUGGAGAAGGAAAGGGAACGUAAUAAGGAGGCCUUGGCAGCAGCUGCAGAGAUUGAGAAAGAGGCCUUGCAGGCUGCCAUUCUAGCAGCAGUCACAGCAGAAAGAGAAAACAUGAAAAAACUGCAUGACCAGGAAAAAGAAUUAUGGCAAGCAGAGAGAGUCAAAGACCGUGAGAAGAUUGCUCAAGCGGUAGAAGCAGCAGCGGAAUGGGAAAGGCAGAGCUCGCAAGAAAUGGUAAAAGCAGCAAUCCUAGAAGAACAAAGGAAAAGUGAGAAAGCUGUAGAAGAAGCCGUAAAGCAAACACGGGAAGAACUGAUGGGAUACAUCAAGGAGCAGAAAAGGCUGGAUCAAGUGAUCCGUCAGCGUAGCCUGUCCAGUUUGGAACUGUUCCUCUCUUGCGCACAGAAGCAGCUGAGCUGUUUAUUGCAGGAAGAAACCACAGGAGCAGAGGCAGAAGGAAAGAAUCCAUAACACCGAUCACUUCUCUCAGACCCUGGAGACUGGGUGGAGCCCUCGGAUCAAUCCGCUGGUCUAAUUUUGCUUCGUUUAGAUGUUCAGAAUCAUGCUGCGGCACUUGUAAAACUAAUGAUUGUGUGAAAUCUUGGCACAGGUCAUGAGUGGCAACGGUUCCCUCAGUUGUAACAAGAAAUGCAGUAACUGGCAAAUCUCAGUAAAACAAUGUUGGUAACAAAUUUCCAGCAACAGAGUUUGUGUACCUGUUAUUAACAAGCCUAAGCUUAUUUUUCACAAUGUUGCAUGGAGGCAGCAUUGCCGUUAUCAUUUAUGUCAUACCCAACUGGCAUUUAUCAAAUGGAAUAAAGGAAUGUUUAAUGCCGGAAAUAAAAGUAGAGCAUAAGGUCAUCCGAAUUUGAAGCACUAAUCGGAGAUGUCUGGAUGACAGCUGGAAUUGAAGCACUGUAUUAUUUACUUGUAUCCGUUCCAAAACAGCUUUUUGCAUCCUCUGAGUUUGUGCCUUUUCCUGAAAAAAGUCUGUCAAGUUUCAUAAGCUUUUUGUCUUGAGAUCUUCCCCUAGCUGGGAAACCCAGGGUUUGCUCAGUUGCUAUGCUGCUGUUCUUACGAAAGCAAGUUAGGAUUAUCACCUUAAUUUAUGAAAGGAAAUAAAGGUACUUGAAAGCAGCAGCAGAUUUGGGGAAUCCAUUUAGUGGGUCUAAAUUUGUAAGACGUGUGAGGACAAAGGUGUCCCUUAGACUGUAGAAUCAGUCUAAUGAAAUCUUUUCAGAUUUCUGAUGACACAGUGAUUUUUGCAGGGGUGUGGGGAGGUGUUGAAUGUUUUGGGCUUUUUGUGAUUUGGAGGGAAUUUGGGGGAAUUUGAUGGGGGUGGCUUUUGCACGCACUCCGAUCUGUGCUCUUAGUUUGGGCUGUUCUGCACAAUAAAAGACGCUGCUAAGAACUGGCCACACCGUUGUUGAAUUCCAGUGGCAGGAUCUCAGGGUACACUGGAGCCAAAGAGGGCAAGUUGGUCUCUGCAUGGCAUGUCCACCCCUGCCUUCAAUGAUGCAAUCAAGUUAUAGAAAUGGAACCAUCUCUGAAAUUUCCAUGGCUUUUUUGCAGUGGUGUAACAGGAACAGAGGAGCUAAUAGUAAUGUAAUUAUUCACUUUGGGGCAUAAAUUUUAAUUUUUUUUCUUGCAUUUACCAAUAUAUUAUCCACAAUAAAAUGUUAAUGAUUUACAUGAUG